Molecule: messenger RNA, 2091 nt
Organism: Endocarpon pusillum Z07020
Lineage: Eukaryota; Fungi; Ascomycota; Eurotiomycetes; Verrucariales; Verrucariaceae
Exons: 2
Coding region: 1-2091 (696 amino acids)
Source: RefSeq, a predicted model, not a curated record
AUGGGCUGCCUUGGCUGCUGUGAUGGAAAGCCACAACCGCAGGAUCCUGCUUCAGCACCUCCAGCCAAACAGAGGCAUCUUCGUUCGUGGGCAGCAUCAGUCGGCGAGGUAGCAUCAUCAGGGCGGAGAAAGUUGGCCACAAAAGCUGUUGAGCCGCCUCAUACACACACUCACUCGGAUUCAAACUCCAGUACCCGAAGAUCAAGCACGAGGGAUCAGGCCGGAGGACCUCCAGCUGGGUCAACCAGUGCAGCGACCGUGCGGAGACCAGCCGUUAUAGUGAGCCCGUUCUCUGAUCCAGCGGUUCAAUCCUCCUCUGAAAGCACUCUCAACUGCCAAAUCAGCCCGCGUCGUGGGUCUCCAGUUAGUGCAUUUGCUGAAGCUUCAAAUCAAUCAGCAGCUGGUGUGGGUGGCUCCAGAAAAAGAGUAGACCAGCGCCAGCAAGCAGGACCAAGCCAUGCAAAUGUGGGGCCAGAACGCCAGGCCACCCAGGAGCGACAACCAGCCCAUAUCCCUUUUCGGGCGCAUAGAGUAGUACCGGUUGUGGGAAAUGCGACACCGAGCUCUGCAUCCUUGGAUGUAUCAUCUGGAGGGAUACGGACAGCUGGCAGGCCUCUGGCAGCUCAACCUCGUCCACCCUCGUCUAGACCACUCGGUAUUUCCCAACCUGUUUCUCUCUGUUCGACAAGGCCAUCCAACAGCUCAGGGGCUGAUGCCCAAUCUUCCAGAAGGCCAGUCCGCACACCAGGAGAACCUCUCACGGCUGCAACACAUGCCCUUGGUAGGCCCGGUUUCGGCUCUGGAUCAUGGAAAAGUGCAUCCGAAGCACUCGGAGCGCCUGCGGGCCACACAACAAACCGCUCUCAACGGCAAGACAUAGCUGUCAGAACUCCAACCAGAGCCCCUCAGGACCCAGAAGCAGCUGCAGAUCCUUCAAGAAUGCAUGCGCGGAUGCAAGAUGCAGCAACUGGAUAUUCCACAGGACGCGCAAAAGAACUACAGGCUGCUGUUCAAGCAUCAAAAUGUUCUUCUGGGUCGGUAGGCCCACGCAUAAUCAAACUGGGUAUUGAGACAGAAUUCUUCCUUGCUGCCAAGAAGCUGGAGGAUUUUGACACGAGCGUGGAAGGCUUUGCCCAAAGACUUGCAGCCAACCACAAUCAGGCAGUGCGUCGACCACAUCCUCAAAUGCGGCCUACGAUGCGGCCGCCCUAUGAGCAAGGCGAUUACGCGAGAUGGUUUCUGGCCCCGGACGGUACUGUAUCAAUUGACAACAGGCGUUCACCAUGGGGGGUCGAGCUGGUCUCCCCGAUCCUCAGGGCUUUUCCGGGCUCCACAUGGCGGAAAAGUGUGGAAUUGACGUGGGAAUGCCUUGCAGAUCGCUAUGACAUUGACACCAACCACCGGUGCGGCACUCACAUCCACAUCUCACUUGACCCGUUUUUCAACAUGAGAGAACUUGUCCAAAUCGCCCAAGCCGUUCUUCAUUUCGAGCCUGCUAUCGAGGCUUUAGUGCCAAAAGAUCGCAGAGGAAACGAGUUCUGUAAGAGCAACUGGCUGGGCAGCCGUGAUUUAGGUGCAGCCAACAUAUCUCGACCAGACUCAAUUGCCAGGAUUGGGCAGAUUCAAGAUCCCAACGAAUUGAUACGGUGUAUGGGUAAUGGAGAGGACAGAGGAUACAGCUGGAAUUUUGUAAGCCUGUUGGACAAGAAGAAGCGAACGCUCGAAUUCCGCAAACCACCUGGGAGCACCACCGUGGAGCAGACUCUCAGCUGGGCAGAGUUUGUCUUGUCCUUCAUUCAAGCAGCCAUCAAAUGUGGCUCUGCCGAACAGCUGCAGAUAGUUCCUGCACACAUUGGUGGCCUGCAAUGGUUCUUGAAGCAGAGCAAUGUUCCAGGAGUCAAUGAGCAUCAUCGCUUGGCCAGGCUCUUCGCAGGCCGAGAUCCCAUGGCUACAUUGCAACCUAAGACUAGCUAUGAGGCAGUCAGCCUCCAGCUUAAUCAACUGAGAGCGGCGAAAAAGAUGCUGAUGGAGAAGGCUGAUGCUGAUCAUCGACGAGUUCUGGAUCAUGCAAAGAAGGCGCAGAUCCCUUAA